Stereum hirsutum FP-91666 SS1 is the source of this 2365-nucleotide messenger RNA. RefSeq lists its product as uncharacterized. Lineage: Eukaryota; Fungi; Basidiomycota; Agaricomycetes; Russulales; Stereaceae. The coding region runs from base 373 to 1884 and encodes 503 amino acids. The record is from RefSeq and is a predicted model, not a curated record. The transcript has 5 exons.
CUCUUUUGGGGCUCUUGGUUGUCGAAGGUAAGGCGAAAGCAAGCGCUCAGCUGGUAGUCUCCCACAGUCAGACCUAUAGGACGGGAAGUCAGUUAUCAGCUGGAGCACGCGCCUAAGUGUUGCGCUCGAUGCCCUUCGGAACUUACGACACAGCUGUCAGGUUGACGCUGGAAUAUCUCCACUGGAGAGUCGUAUACAUAUAUUCAGAAUCGCGUGGUGCGUGGACGAAGCCAUCCACCGACUCGGACGAAGCGGUGUUUCUGCGGGUGUCCCUUGGACGUCGACUAUGGAGUUCGCGCUGACCAUCAAUUCUCCAGCCAUAUAACUUCUCACUGCAUCUACAUACUAACUUCCACCAUACCUCGGGUUUAAAUGUCCGCCCAGACUUUCGACGCUGUGUUCGAAGUUGUUUGCGCCUGGCCACUCAGUGGUCAGUAUGGCGUCGGCUCUCGCCUAUUAUAUUACGCCCUCGUAUUCAUGUGCAUCGUCGGAGUGAGAAAGGCAUGGAUGAGGGACGUGAGUAUGGCAGCAGCGUUGAUACUCCCUGCGGUAGCCGCCGUGCAUGCUAUCGUCGUCACGGCCUAUUCGACACACGCCCAUGGUGCCAUCGACUUGGAUUUAUUCGGAGUCUUCCAGUUUGUCUCCAUCGCAGUCCUGGCCGCUCCAGUCACACUUCGUUAUUCACGAACGUACUGGCUCACCCCAGGCCGCAAUUUAGUAUUCUUGUGGACGAUCUUGCAGCUCGCAGGCUUGUUGAGUCUCGCGGUCGGUUUUGAUCGUGCGAAUCCAGUUCCAUGCCUUAACCAAUACGAAAAUAAUAGCCCUUUCAACGAUACCAUCUCCGACAAUCAAGACAGCGACAUCUGCCACCAAGGAUGCUUCGGUCUGAAGACUGGCAUCCGUCAGGACCCACAAAAUCCAAGUCAAUAUGUUCUCAAUAUGCAUCGUGGCAUCACUAUCAACACCGGGCUUGGUCUCAGCGUAGGAUGUUGCGUCCCCGCCGUCCUCUCAAUGGCAUCCAUCUGGCUCAAGCUUGUCCGGGAAAAACUGGCCGGACUUGCUACGUAUCUUCCGAACUGGAAUAGUGACAACUCCGUAUCGCAGUCCAACAUGGCAGCUGCCUCGACCGACGAGAUACGGCGGAAUGAACAUAUAACUCCUGAGGAGAAGGAAAGACACGAGGAUAAGAAGAGGGACGAUGUUAUCCGCCAAGGAUUAGGGCUGGUUGAGCGUGUUGUGUUUUCUGCAGUCAUCGUGGCGAUUGUCAUUCUCGGUGAAAGAAACUUCUGGAGUGUAGAGAUGAGGGCUGGUGUCGAGCCUAUGUCGUCGGUCGGUCAAUGGGCUCCCAUUCUAGGAGCUGUCAUUGGCGCUCUGGGCUCCUGGUAUACAUCAAGUUCGGACUCGAGCACGGCGACGUUACCAGUCCAUCAGCCUCACGAUUCUAUUGGCAAGUCGACCUGGGAGCAUAUUGAACACUUCGCCGGAGAAGUAUCACAGACGUCUACCUUUGCCAUGGACGAAUUGCUCCACCCGGAACCCGCACAUCGUCUACACCGCCAUUCAUCCUCAUCCAGCCAUCCCUUGGCGUCUGAAGCUACUGAAGUACACAGUCACCGAACCAGAGUCAACAAUGCUGUCCACCGUCUUGGCAUUUGGCUGACGCCAGCGCUUGAUCGGCUCGCCGACGAUAUAGAAAAGACCCCAGGUAGCGACCGGUAUCGAGAAUAUCCUCAUACACCUGGAGAAGAGUUCAAAAAUCCUCACCUUUCGGAGCAUGACAGGUUGCAUCGGAUGAGCGUGCAGAGUUUCGCUGCGAGGUCUUCGCCACCGGAAACCCUCGGGCUUGGAGAGCCAGGCCCAUCGAGACACCGUGCUCCCCUCUAACACCUACUGGUGACUAUCUGACAGUCCCUUUGCAACACCAGCGCUCUCCCCCUCACCGUCACUUGUCAUUACCGCCAGAUGGCGAUGAUACGAGUCCACCCGCCGAAUCAGUGUCCCCGGUGAAGAUCGUGGUCACUACUCCGGACGUUGAAGAUCUAGCAUGAGUGGUUCUGAUUCCUUGUCUGCUUAUUUGCUGUGAGCUGUAAGUUCUCUGCCUUCAUUAUCUCUUGUAUGGUCACGGUGUUGGACCUUUGCCGUCUUAUUCGACACUGCUUUCUUAGUUUUUUUUUGUCUUUGUGUUCUCUAGCAUAAUUCCGUACCGUACAACCGUCAUACCCUGCUUAUACUGUCUCGUUAUCUGUACCAAGUUAUCGCCAUCCGGUCAUCUGUUGUCUGCUUCAUCAUACUUACUCGCACUUUUUUCGCUCAUCUCGGAUACCUCAGCUGCGGUCCAUAUCCAUCUUGUAAGUCUAUAUAUCAC